UUCCCAAACAAAUCUAGGAAUGGAAGGUACUCUAUAAAUUUGUGUCCGUCCCCAUACUCCCACUUGUUUCGAACUUGUCCGAGAUGAUGAACACAACCAGUUCAGUAGCAUCACACUUUCUUCACCCUCUUUAGCCCUAAUCACUCUCUCUUUGUAGUUACAGUUUCUGCGGAUUGUUCAGAAUUCUCAUGGAAGUUGCAGCCGAAUCCGCACUUCUCAAUCCAUCAACAUUUUUCCCUCGUUCCAGCCCUUCAUUUCUCGCUGCCUCUCACCCUCAGAUCAGAUUACCCACCAAGAAUUUCCCUUCAAAUCUGCUCUUCUCUUCUCGAAUUCCCACCAAUUGCAUCGUCCAGUAUGCUCGCAACGACUUGUUCAGUUCCAGAUUCCAACAAAAUCGGAGUUUUGUUUGCAGAUUCCAACAAAGUGAGGUUCAUGGCGUUGAAGACUCGAUUACGAGUUUGAAAUUAGGGUUUUUUGUAAAUCGGAGAAUUAUUGUGUUGGCUGCUACUGUUAUUGGGGUUUUAGUGUUUGGGUGCCGAAGAGUUUUUGCGGUGGAAGAGGUUGUGGAUUCGGGUUAUGGGGUUAUAGGACAGAACAUAUUGUUAUUGAAGAGUUAUUGGCCGAAACUUUCGCAGGUUCUUCGGGUUUUCAAAGAGCAAGGUUUGGUUUUGGCUGCUCUUUUGGGUCUCUCUGCGUUUUUCUCUAUGGCUGAAACUUCAAUUACCACUCUUUGGCCUUGGAAGGUGCGAGAGUUGGCUGAAAAGGAAUCUGAGGAUGGUGUUUUCAAAAUGCUUAGCAUUGAUGUUACGCGGUUCCUAACAACUAUACUUAUUGGCACAACUGUGGUAAACAUUGGAGCAACUGCACUUGUCACAAAAGCAGCAACGACAAUAUUUGGUGAAGUUGGUGUGAGUGCAGCUACUGGGGUGAUGACUGUUGCUGUUUUGCUCCUCACCGAAAUUACUCCAAAAAGUAUAGCUGUGCACAACGCCACUGAGGUUGCUAGGUUUGUGGUCAGGCCAGUGGCGUGGCUUUCCUUAAUAUUAUAUCCUGUGGGAAGAGUUGUUACAUAUCUAUCAAUGGGAAUGCUAAAAAUGCUUGGUCUGAAAGGAAGAAGUGAACCAUAUGUUACUGAAGAUGAACUGAAGUUGAUGUUGCGAGGAGCAGAAUUAAGUGGGACAAUUGAGGAGGAAGAACAGGAUAUGAUUGAAAAUGUGCUAGAGAUAAAAGAUACCCAUGUUAGAGAAGUAAUGACACCUCUUGUGGAUGUUGUUGCCAUUGAUGCCAGUGCAACACUCGUUGAUUUUCACCACUUGUGGGUGACUCAUCAGUAUUCUAGGGUGCCUGUUUUUGAGCAGCGUGUUGAUAAUAUAGUGGGUAUUGCUUAUGCUAUGGAUCUUCUGGAUUCUGUUCAAAAGGGGGAGCUACUAGAGAGUUCUGUUGUGGGGCAUAUGGCACACAAACCUGCAUAUUUUGUUCCUGAUUCAAUGUCAGUCUGGAACCUUCUCAGAGAGUUUCGCAUCAGGAAGGUCCACAUGGCUGUGGUACUUAAUGAAUAUGGUGGAACUGUUGGAAUAGUAACCCUAGAAGAUGUGGUUGAGGAAAUUGUUGGUGAAAUCUUUGAUGAAAAUGAUUCAAAAGAGGAAAUCCAGAAAAAAACUGGCUAUAUUGUAAUGCGAGCAGAUGGAAUAUAUGAUGUGGACGCGAAUACAUCAAUUGACCAGCUUUCUGAAGAUCUCAAUAUUAAAAUGCCCGAGGGUCAUCAAUACGAGACAGUGUCAGGUUUUAUCUGUGAGGCGUUUGGAUAUAUCCCAAGGACUGGUGAGACUAUAAAAGUAGUACUUGAAAAGGCAGACCAAGAAGAGCAUGAUGAAUAUACUGAAGCAGAAUCUGACCGCCAAGAUGAAAAAGAAAAACAUCAAAAUUUUAAGCUUGAGAUAUUAGCAGGAAAUUGCAGAAAGGUGAGUGCAGUUCGGUUUGAACAGGUAAACUAUGAUGAUGCGACACUGGAGGUGAAAGAAGUAACACGCUUGUUUCCUAAAAUCAUGAAAAGGAAAUGGAGCAGCAAUGAAGACGCAGACAAGACUGAUGACUAUGAGGAGGUUCCACACGAAAAGAGAGCAGAUGAUGAUGAUCUUUCUGCUGACUAUAUAAUUAAUGAACAUGAAAAUGAUCAUGAUGAGCAUCCCUGUAAACAGUAGUUAACAUUAUUCACAUUUUUCUCACUCUUACAACACCAAAAAGGAGCUAUAGGAAUGAAAACAUCAUAAAAACAGGAGUUUUUUUCACAGAUGAAGAGAAGUAUCAAUAUCCGAGUCCUCACAA
Molecule: messenger RNA, 2325 nt
Organism: Camellia sinensis
Lineage: Eukaryota; Viridiplantae; Streptophyta; Magnoliopsida; Ericales; Theaceae
Product: DUF21 domain-containing protein At1g55930, chloroplastic
Molecular function (GO): flavin adenine dinucleotide binding
Source: RefSeq, a predicted model, not a curated record